Molecule: messenger RNA, 612 nt
Organism: Arxiozyma heterogenica
Lineage: Eukaryota; Fungi; Ascomycota; Saccharomycetes; Saccharomycetales; Saccharomycetaceae
Gene: DPB4
Product: DNA polymerase epsilon noncatalytic subunit
Exons: 1
Coding region: 1-612 (203 amino acids)
Biological process (GO): heterochromatin formation; leading strand elongation; DNA damage response
Cellular component (GO): epsilon DNA polymerase complex; CHRAC
Molecular function (GO): chromatin DNA binding; protein heterodimerization activity
Source: RefSeq, a predicted model, not a curated record
AUGCCACCAAAGGGUUGGAAAAAGGAUGCACAAGGUAAUUACCCAGUUCAAUCGUUCAUUAAAGAACAAGAAAAAUUGACAAUAGAUGAUUUAUUGUUCCCUAAAAGUUCUAUACUGAAUUUAAUUAAGGAGGUGCAAAUGGAGAACAAUCCAAACAGAAAAUUAGUAGUCACUAAAGCUGCAUCAUUAGCAUUACAAAGAAGUGCUACUGUGUUUGUAAAUCAUUUGCUGGUAUUUGCCAGAGAGAUUGCGAAAGACCAGAAUAGAAAGAGUUGCAAUGUGGACGAUAUUCUAAUGGCAUUAGACCAAAUUGGUCAUCCUGGUUUAAAAAACAUUGUAAGUUCUAAAAUGGACGAAUACCAAAGGAUUAUGAGUGAAAGAAAACAGCUCAAAUUAAAGCAAAAACAAGAAAAUGAACAAAAUAGUAAUAAUAGUGAAAACAAUAGUAGUAAUAGUAAUGAAAAUAUACAUGAAUCGCAAGAUAUAAAUCAUGGAAACAAUAAUGCAGAGGUAGAGGAAGAUAGAGAUGGUGUAGAUAAUGAAAAUGAAUUGAAUAAGAGGCAAAAGAAAGAUACAAUAAAUGGUACUGAGAUCAGGAUAUCAAACACCUGA